AUGUUUGGAUUACGCCACACCCUAUAUGACCGCGCUUUGGAAAUUCUGACAGAUAUUAUAAAUGAAGUGAAACCAGGACAAACUAUAGACCGUAAAACAGGACAAUGGAUUUAUGCUUUCCUUGCUUGCACACGACAACCACUGUUGUCUGACACAACAAGUAUUUUAAGAAACUUGGCUAGAAAAUGUGCGGAAAUCAGGUCGCACUUAAAUCCUGAAGAGGAAAAAUCAAGGGAAGCUGCAGCACCAUUAAAUGUCUUUAUAUGUUUGGUAUCGAGAUAUUUUAGGCAAUAUGACUUAGCAGAU
Molecule: messenger RNA, 306 nt
Organism: Iphiclides podalirius (scarce swallowtail)
Lineage: Eukaryota; Metazoa; Arthropoda; Insecta; Lepidoptera; Papilionidae
Source: the annotation of a GenBank genome assembly